UCGUCCAAAACCCUAGCGGCCCAAUCCGACUUCCGAACUUCACGAAGAACACAAUUCUGCUCAAGAAUGAGAAACCACUGGCGAUUGCUUCUUCUUCUCCGAUCAUCUCAACAGCACAUUUCCAGAAGCAUAUAUCACUCUCACUCAAGCUUGCAGGUACAGAACUCUUUCCGUUGCUUUUCUUCUUCAUUCCUCCACUCCCGUGCACAUCACUUAGCUCCUCCCCGAAUCUGUAACUCCUUCCGUUGUUUCUCCACCUCUGACCUCGCCGUCGAUCACAAAGACCCGUCGGAUCAAGUUACUGUUCUGUAUGAUAUAUUUUCUAAUGCGGACAAAAGCAGUGAGGAUAUUCGGGUUGAUUUAGAGUCAAAUGGUGUUGGUAUUAGUCAUGACUUGGUGCUUAGGGUUUUGCGGAAUCAGGAAUUUGCGCCUGAGUCGGCAAGAAGGUUUUUUGACUGGGUUUCAGAGAAUGAGAGUGAGAGGUUGAGCUCAAAAGCGUAUAAUCUAAUGUUGGGAAUACUAGUUAAUAGCGGCAAUGUGAAGGAGUUCUGGGAAAUGGUUGAUGCUAUGAAGAAGAAAGGGUAUGGAGUGUCUAAAGGUGCAUUUGCUAGGGCUUUGGGGAAAUUUGAGAAGGAAGGGUUAAGUGGUGAUGUACAGAAGUUAAAUCAGUUGUAUGCUUCUGGCUCCACAGAUAAUUCCAUUGAGAAGGUUUGUAAGAUUAUCCGCCAAAAUGUUUGGGAUGAUAAUGUGGAAAAGCAGUUGAAGGAUAUCAACUAUACUAGUGAUUUGGUUUCAAUGGUACUGGCUAAUCUUCAAAAUGAAACUAGUAAGGCAUUGAUAUUUUUUAGGUGGAUUGGAGAGAGUGGUUUGCUUAAACAUGAUGAGCGGACAUUUAAUGCUAUGGCGAGAGUUUUGGGUAGGGAGGACUCAACUGAGAAGUUUUGGAGGGUUAUAGGUGAACUGCGAGAUGCUGGGUACGAAAUGGAGAGGGGGACAUAUGUUGAAGUCUUGGAACACUUUGUUAAGAGGAAAAUGAUUAAAGAAGCUGUUGAACUCUAUGAGUUUGCAAUGGCUGGUGCAAAUAAGCCAUCAUUGCAUGAUUGUACUCUUCUUUUGAAGAAAAUAGUUGUUAGUAAGGAGCUUGAUUUGGAUUUGUUCUCAAAAGUUGUGAGGGUUUUCACAGAAAGUGGGAAUUUGUUGACAAAUAACACCCUUGAUGCUGUUCUGAAGUCAUUGACCAGUGUGGCAAGAUGGGAGGAAUGCAAUAACAUCUUGAAAGCAUUGGAAAAAUUUGGUCUCUCACCUAAUGGGUCUCAACAGAGUAAGAUUGCAUAUCAUCUUAGUUCGUGUGGAAAGACUGAUGAGGUAACUCAGUUUGUGACUAAUAUGGAUGCAUCAGGUUCCAGUCUGAAUUACAAAACAUGGGUAUCUUUAGUAGAUGGAUACUGUGCAGCUGGUGAUCUAAGUAAAGCCUCUGAUACUCUUGAAAAAAUGAUUGGAAAAGAGGGGCCUUCUCAUGCUGGGUGUGCUUUAGAAUUGUUGGUGUCAGCAUACUGUCGCAAGAAGAGAACUAAUGAUGCACUCACACUUGUUAAGAAUAUGGUCAGUGAGAAAGAUUUACGUCCUUGGCAAAGCACAUAUAAGUUAUUAGUAGGAAAGCUCUUGGUUGGUAGACAAUUUUCGAAAGCUCUAGAUGUUCUGCACAUGAUGAAAGAUCACGGGUACCCACCUUGCCUCGAUCCAUUCAUCAAGUAUCUCUCCGAGAACGGCAGUGCUGAUGAUGCUAUUGCGUUUUCAGAAGCAAUGACAGUGAAGAGAUUUCCAUCAACAUCAGUAAUUCUCCGUCUAUUUGAAGCAUAUUUUAAAGCAGGCCGGCAGAGUGCAGCGCAAGACUUUCUUGCCAAAUGUCCAAAAUACAUACGUGACAAUGCUGAUGUUUUAGAGCUGUUUUAUUCCAUGAAACAUGAAAAAGCAGCAACCACCCAAAUCUCUGCUGCUUAAUAUUUAAACAGAUUUUUCGUCGAAUGUAUUUUGUCACUAAAAUGCAGUAGGGCAUUUUUUAAAAUUUAGAUAUUAAGAACAUUUCCUAUCAGUUUCAAUUUGGUUUCUUGCUCGAAUCUUGAUUAGCUUGACUUUAUCUGUAAUAAGAUCUUUGAGAAAUUUUGUUCAUCUUAUGCUUCAUUUGUUCCAUCUAGCUUUCUUGACUGGAAAACAAAUGAGAAGGUUUAUUGUUCUUCUA
Ipomoea triloba (trilobed morning glory) is the source of this 2239-nucleotide messenger RNA. RefSeq names its product pentatricopeptide repeat-containing protein At3g02490, mitochondrial. Bases 67 to 2001 code for a protein of 644 amino acids. The transcript has a single exon. Gene Ontology annotation, molecular function: protein binding. Gene Ontology annotation, biological process: RNA splicing. Lineage: Eukaryota; Viridiplantae; Streptophyta; Magnoliopsida; Solanales; Convolvulaceae. The record is from RefSeq and is a predicted model, not a curated record.